AUGAACAGAUCAAUUAAUAUAUUAUUAAUUGGACGUUGUCGUCCAUUAGUUAUUUCUUAUCGUUUGAUUUCAAAUAAAAAAUAUGAAGGAAUUCGAGAAAGUUUUGAUGAAGAUCAAGCUCGUCUUUAUUUUGAUCAAUGGCUUAAAUCUUUGUGGUUUGCACCGGGUGGAUGGACUCAAUCAACGAAAGAUGAUGCUAUUACUAUCACAAAACGUUACGUACCAUUUUGGAAUUUAUCUCUUUAUGGUUCAAUUAGUUCUUCUCUUAAAAUUACACAAAAUACAAUGCGAGCAAGUGGAAAAACUUAUGCUCCAAGUCAACAAACGUAUUCAGUUCCUAUAACAAUGAAUAAUAUUUCUUUAACUAAUGUUAAUAUAUAUGCAGCUCAAACACUUGAUAGAUAUCAUUUAAAUAAAUUAAAGAUUCAUUUUUAUAAUAAUCAAAUUGUUAAUCUUAGCAAUCAAGAAAAAUAUAUUGAACAAUGGACUGUUGAUAAAGAUACUGCAUUUCAAAUUGGUUGGGAUCUUAAUAUUGUACCAGAAAUCAAAGAAUUAUCUAAACAACAAGCACAACAAAUGUAUCCAAAUUAUAGUAACUAUCAAGUUGAAUCAUUUCAUUUUGAUAUAAAUACAAAAAAAGAACGUAUUUUAUAUUAUCCAAUCUAUGUUAUUAAUUAUGAGUAUGGUGCACAAACAAAUUUUACAUGUUUAGUUAAUGGUGUAACAGGUGAAGUAGAAGGUGAUCGACAAUAUUCAAUGGCUAAAGUCACCUUAGCUACAUUAGUUGGUUUUUAUCCAGCGGCCUUAGCAGCAAUAGUUAGUUUAGGUUCACUUAUUGAUCCAUCUAUUGGUAUCACACUUGCAUCUUUACUUUCAUUUAAAACAUCGAUUCCAAUUGCUUGUGUUGUGGCACCCCUUGUAGGUCUUUAUGCUAAAAAUUAUCCUAAAAUAUAUCGACAAAGAAUUAGUCAACAACAAUGGCACAACUAUUCAUCAAAUGCAUAUCAAUUUACUUAUGAUUUUACGGCUCCAUUCCAACAACAAUAUCAAUCUUAUAGACAACAACAACAACAAUCUAAUCAACAACAAUAUCAACGACAACAACAGCAACAAUAUCAACAACAAUCUAAGCAACAACAACAACAACAACAACGUACAAGAGAAUCAGGUACACGACAAAAAGAAGAAGCGCCACUGGAUUUGUAUAACUUAUUAUCUGUUAGUCGAACAGCUACUGACAAAGAAAUCAAACGUGCUUAUUUAACGAAAGCAAAAGAACUUCAUCCUGAUAAAAAUCCAGGUGAUAAAAAUGCUGAAGAAUUAUUUAAAAAAGUCAAUCAGGCAUAUGCCAUUUUAUCAGAUAAAUUCAAACGAGAACAAUAUGAUAAAUAUGGUUAUGAAAGUGUUAAAUAUAAUUAG
Messenger RNA from Adineta steineri, 1419 nucleotides. The record is from the annotation of a GenBank genome assembly. NCBI's taxonomy places the organism in Eukaryota, Metazoa, Rotifera, Eurotatoria, Adinetida, Adinetidae.